AUGGAGUGGAGUGUGUUUGUCUUGCUGUUGUCCCUAAGUUCACUGCACACGGUCCACGCGAACUGUGCCGAUCGGUGCUCGACCUGCAAUUCAGUACUGGACAGCUCAAUCAAACCACUGACCUGCACUUUAGAGUGUGAAGGGGUGGUGCUGUCUACCAAUGAGUGGGAAAAAUGUGACAAGACACUUCAUUCAUACAGGCUUGACCUUUUUGGCAUUGUGGAUGAAGCUCUUGCUGACUCCAGCCUGGAUGAAAAGGAAGAUGAGAGCGCAGAAGCAUUCCUUGGAAAACAGCACAAGAGCCUUGUUAAGCGGUAUGGGGGCUUCAUGAAGAAGAUUGACAAGAGCAGAAUUAAUGCCAAACAAUUAGCCCAACAAAAUAGUUAUAAGGGACAAAAUCUUAAGUAUGGAGGAUUUCUGCAAAAGUUUGGUGAAAGGGGUGCCACUGAAAUAGAGAAAAAUUCACAAGAACUAGCAGCUGCAAUGGAAAAUCUGCUGGAAAAAAAUGAUAUCCCCUCUACCCAAGAACUAAAGCGCUAUGGAGGAUUCAUGAAAGGCUUUGGAUACAAGAGAAGUGCAGAGCUGCGUGAUGAAGAAAAUCAAGAUGUGGAACUGCAAAAGAGAUAUGGAGGUUUCAUGAGAAGAAUUGGUAGACCAAGAUAUAAAUGGGAUAACCAAAAAAGAUAUGGUGGUUUCUCGCGGCGCCAUUUCCGGGUUUCGGUCAGAUCAGAUGAUGGCGAUGUGAAUGAUUACUCUGAAGAGGGUUCAGACUUAUAA
This is a messenger RNA of Carcharodon carcharias (great white shark), 777 nucleotides long. It is a transcript of the gene pdyn, whose product is annotated as prodynorphin. The transcript has 2 exons. Gene Ontology annotation, molecular function: opioid receptor binding. Bases 1 to 777 code for a protein of 258 amino acids. Gene Ontology annotation, biological process: neuropeptide signaling pathway; sensory perception; chemical synaptic transmission. The record is from RefSeq and is a predicted model, not a curated record. Gene Ontology annotation, cellular component: dendrite; axon terminus; plasma membrane. Lineage: Eukaryota; Metazoa; Chordata; Chondrichthyes; Lamniformes; Lamnidae.